UCUCGCUGGCUUGCCUCGCUAUCCGCAUCCACGACACGAGAUGUCUCCAAAGACACACCGCCGGCCACAUCAUCUGGUGACUUAUCGUUUGCCGAGGAGAUCGGUUCUGUGGUUGUCAAAUCAGGAUCCUGGACACUAAUUUGCCUGCCCUUCUUUCCUUUCUUGCCACCCUUCUUCUUCGGAAUAGGCGCCCAUUCAUCUUCUUGUGCUGGUUCGGGAAGUAAAGGUUGUUCAGAAUCGAGACUGUCAGCUUUGUCGGCAACGGUAGAGACAGAUAGAUCAUCUCUUUUUGGUUCUGGAACCGGUGUCGGUGUAUCCUUGGGUAGCAGUUGCAUGUCAACGCCAGAUUCUGGUCCGAUAUCCGCAGCUUCAAGAUGCGGAGUUUCCGUAUUUGUGGUUCGUCCUUCUCAAGAGGUUUGGGUUCGUUGAUAACAGCUUCAGCGACAGCAGGGGUAAGACUCAAAUCUCCUUUCGCUGCCUUCUCAAUCUCCUGGCUUGGUGUGGAAAUUGUCUCUACUUUAACUUCGGCGGACGCCGGUCCUACUUCAACUUGCUUCUCUGUUGCAGACGCUGUGACAGGACUCUUGGGUUCACGUGCAUUCAGUUGAGAUUUGCUUUUCUUCUUUCCGAACCC
Messenger RNA from Periconia digitata, 634 nucleotides. The record is from the annotation of a GenBank genome assembly. NCBI's taxonomy places the organism in Eukaryota, Fungi, Ascomycota, Dothideomycetes, Pleosporales, Periconiaceae.